Molecule: messenger RNA, 6152 nt
Organism: Antechinus flavipes (yellow-footed antechinus)
Lineage: Eukaryota; Metazoa; Chordata; Mammalia; Dasyuromorphia; Dasyuridae
Gene: UBAC1
Product: UBA domain containing 1
Exons: 10
Coding region: 300-1523 (407 amino acids)
Molecular function (GO): protein binding
Source: RefSeq, a predicted model, not a curated record
CGUGUGGCGGCAGCGGCGGGUAGCGAGCCAGGGCGACGGCUGCGGGCUGAGGGCGACGAGUGACAGGUCGCUACGGGGCCGGAGCCGGGGUUGGGACCGGGACUGGGGUGCCUGGGGACUAGCUUCUCUGCUUCUCUCGCUUGUCCCACCGAGGUGACCUUCAUGGGCCGCGGGCCCCAAGCCCCGGGGCGGCUGAGGUGGGUCGUGUGAGGCGGCGGCAGCGGCGGCGGGUGGCUGAGGCCGAGGGAGACUGAGGCGAGCGAGGCCCGGGCCCUGCCGGGCGCUGAGGGAGGGUAGCGAUGUUCGUGCAGGAGGAGAAGAUCUUCGCCAGAAAGGUCCUGAGGCUUCAUAUCUGCACCAUGGAAGGCACCGAGUGGCUGGAGGAGGUCACCGAGGAUACCACGGUGGAGAAGCUCAAGGAGCGCUGCCUCAAACACUGUGUACCUGGGAACUUAGAAGACCCCAAAAGUGUAACACAUCAUAAAUUAAUACAUGCUGCUUCAGAGAGGGUCCUGACAGAUACCAAAACUAUCUUAGAAGAAAAUAUUCAAGAUAAAGAUGUCUUACUAUUGGUAAAAAAACGAGCUCCUCCUCCUCCUCCUAAGAUGAGUGAUGUCUCAGCUGAGGAAAAGAAAAAGCAAGAACAGAAAGCUCCAGAUAAAGAUGCUAUUCUCAAAGCAACAGCAAAUAUUCCCUCCCACAGUGUGGACAGGACUGUAGCCCAUCACAGCAUGAGAGAUUUCCAGACAGAACUCAGGAAGAUCUUGGUGUCACUUAUAGAGGUGGCACAGAAAUUGUUAGCACUGAACCCAGAUGCAGUUGAAUUAUUUAAAAAGGCAAAUGCAAUGUUGGAUGAGGAUGAUGAUGACCGAGUUGAUGAAGUGGCUUUAAGACAACUUACAGAAAUGGGCUUUCCUGAGAACAGAGCUGUGAAAGCACUUCGUCUCAAUCACAUGUCAGUAACACAGGCCAUGGAGUGGUUGAUAGAACAUGCAGAAGAUCCAACUGUGGAUACUCCUCUUCCAGGUCAAGCUUCAUUAGAAGCAGCAGGUGCUUCUGCCGCCUCCUCCUCCUCUCAAGCUUCUGGGGGAUCUAAGACAGAGGGGGAGGAAGUCAAGGAUGAGCUAACAGAAAUCUUCAAGAAGAUCCGUAGGAAAAGAGAAUUUCGACCAGAUCCACGAGCUGUCAUUGCUCUGAUGGAGAUGGGAUUUGAUGAAAAGGAAGUGGUGGAUGCACUGAAAGUCAACAACAACCAGCAAAAUGCAGCGUGUGAAUGGCUGCUGGGAGACAGAAAACCCUCCCCAGAAGAUUUAGAUAAGGGAAUUGAUCCUGAUAGUCCUCUCUUUCAAGCUAUCCUUGACAACCCAGUUGUGCAGUUAGGACUAACUAAUCCUAAAACCUUGUUAGCAUUUGAAGAUAUGCUUGAAAACCCAUUAAAUAGCACCCAGUGGAUGAAUGACCCUGAGACAGGACCUGUCAUGCUACAGAUCUCCAGGAUCUUUCAGACGCUGAACCGCACCUAGGGUGAUGGAUACCCCUCCACUCUGCUGCUCCCGCUGCCCACAGCUUCAGGUUCCUCAAGAGAAGAAGGAGCCGAGGAUUUGGGGGGAGGGGAAGAAAAAUAGCUUUUGGUAUUUGGCUAGAGGCCCUCUUAGUUAUACUUCUCAAACAAGAAAGAGUGUAGCUUAUGGCCAGCUGGAAAUGUAGUUGCCUUAUGGAUUUAUUGGUAGUGGAAGAACGGUUUGCCUUCAGUUAGAUUGAGUAAAAAUCCAUAUCUCAAAAAAUACUCAUGCAAACAGCUUACAUGGGAUUGUUUGAGACAAUAAUGACUGUUCUGGUUUUAUACCUUAUUGCUUUAAAAAAAAAAAAAGAAUCUGUGAGGGUAGUUUACAAGUCAGUAUUUUUAGCAUCUGACCGAUGUUUACAAAAAGUGACUGACCACUUCAGUGAGGAAUUAAAUGAUAUACUCAUCUCUUAAGAGUAUUAAGUUAUGAUUAUUAAAAUGAAAUGCUAUUUGAAUUGACCCUUAGAGUUUGAUUUUAAAAUCUAGAUGUUUUUGAGAGAGCAUGUUUCAAUCCAAACUGUUAACAUCAGACAUAAUAAUUUAAGUAGAUUAAUUCAUAGGUUAAAUUUCUUUAAUAAAUAGUUUUCCUUUUUCCUAUUUUCUGUGUUAGUGUUGUUCUAGUACCCAAAGAAAAAAUGUUACAUUUCUUUAAGCAAUUUACAUCUCACUAUAUUAAAGAUGCAGUAUUUUUUCUCUGACUAUUCAUUUUGCCACACCAAUAUUUUUAAUAUGUAGACAUAUUUUGAUGGUAAAAAGACUAUUUUCUUUUAAUUUAACAAGCUUAAAAAUCAAUAGAACACAAUUUCCUCACAUUCCCCCAUAGUAUAUAUUUUAAGGUAAAGCGGGCUCUGUUACAGGCAUUAAACUGAUAACUUUUCUGCCUCUUUGCCCUCUUUUUAAAUUUAAAAAAAAAAAUUCUUUGUUCAUUGUAAUUGCCACAAGUAGUUGUCUUCUGAGGAUGUUUUUGGUGACUAACAUUCUCUUGAAAGCAGCUAAGUAACAUCGCCUUAAUGCACUAACAUAGUUGCCUUGAUUAUUGGCACCUAAAUAUUAUCUGGCAUUACUUGGCUUACACAUUGUGGAACUAUCAUUCUUCCAUGACGUCCAAUAAGUAAAGAAGUCUUGUAGCUGAGAUCUUAGCUAUAUGACAGUCCUAAUUAACCAGCCUAUACAACAGCAUUUUUAUCUGACCAGGUAUUUUCAUGAUAUUAGAUUUAAAACUUUAGGUCAGAAAUAUCAAGAACGACUUUUUGCAGCUCUUUUAGGCAUUUUCUGUUUCUCAUGUUUGUUUGGAAAAAAAAUAAUCUAUGUAAGACACUCCUGAACAUAUGUGUGAAGUGUUGAAAUAUAUCUGUUCUUUAAUAGUUUGUUCUUAAACAUGACCAGUUGGGAGUCUGGGCUUUUUUUUUUUUUUUUUUUUAAACUCAGUCCUUAAUUCAUUUAUUUUUAACUUGAAAAUCUGUGCAAUAAAUGAUUUUCAUUUUUUCCCUCUUCUUUGAUAGAGAGUAAUAUUCCUCCUGGUACUUCUACUCAAAAGAGUAAGUUUACACAUCAGUAUUUUUAGCAUCUGACUAGUAUGCAGAGUGACUGACCACAUAAGGGAGAAAUUUAAUGAUAUAUUCAUCUCUGAAGAAGAAUCAUUUUCCUUUUCCCCUUAAAGAAAAAAAAAAUUAGGGGGAUGGGGCUGGGUGGGAAAUGCUAUACUUCUAAAAUGAUUAGUGAUUCAUUAAUUUAUAAAGUACUAACAUAUUACCUAUUUGACUCUAUAUAAUAUGAAAGAGCAAAAUAUCUUAGAUAUACAAAACCCAUGUUACAAUGUAAAGUUUGGCAUUUAGUACAAUAGGAAUUUUUCUUUUGUACUACAGAAUGAUUUUUACUUUGUAUAAAAUUUAUCCAAAUAGUACACAAUAACCCUUAUUAAAGUACCUCUUCUCCCAGGUUGUGAAAAUUUCCUGAGUUCAUUGUUCCUUCUGUAUGCAGAUUUUCAAGAGCCCUAUUUAAGAAAAUUGACUUGAUUCAUAAGCUUAAACUAGAUUCUAAUUUGCUUGUAUACACUGAAAUUGCUAUGAAAACAAAACUGUUUUAUAGCCAAAGAAGUACUGCAUCUUUAAAAUAUUGCAAAACUGAGCAAACAUUUCUGGGUGUGUGUGUGUGUAUGUGUGUGUGUAUUUUUUCCUUGAACUUAAUUCAAUUUGUUUAGAAUGUUAAUCUUUUAAAUAUUUGAGAGGGAAAAACUGAAAGGUAGUUGAUUGAAUAUGUCUCUUCAAAAGGGCAAAUUACUAUUUGGGCUAUAUGGCUUCUGAAGAGUAUUACUUGCCUUGGUAGAGCUAUCAGUUGCUGGGCAAUUAACAAUAUUCUAAGGAUAUAUAGUCUUUUGCAGCAAGAUGCAGUGUGAAUAAUGACUUCAUGUAGAUUCAAACUAAAUUAUCAGAGAAUGCCACAUAAGAAGGUAGUGAAAUCAAACCAUUAGUUUACAUGUCUCUUUACUAUGCAGUUAGGACCAAGGAUAUAUCUGUCAAGUGGCCAAUUCAGCAGAUUUUAGAGAAGAGACAUGGUAAUCACCAUCUAAACAUUGGUUAUAUUUUAUACUCUUUCCACUGUGUUUGGAAUAUUGAUAAUUCCAAAUGUUACUGAUAUAAAACUUUUAAAAUUCUUAUACCAAAUUUUGGGUUGGGAUUUGAUAUAUAUAGGAAGAGGUUUCCAGUGGGAGAGGCAGGGAGAAUAUAGUUAAGUGCACUGUCAAAAUUGAUGUUCUCUGUCCAUGGCAAAGUAUGGAAUAAUUAUGUUUACAGCUUUUCAGUCUAGUAUACAUCACAACAUUAUUGUGCAGCUUACUGAAUGAAAAAUUAAAGCCACUGCAAGUGCAUGUCUGUGAGUCAUUCAAACCAGAUAGGUAGGAAUAUAUACCAUUUUAUCUUAAAGAGAGGAGAAGAUAGAGUAAAAGAAAGGAAGAUUAAGAAGAUAGCUAAUGAAUCUUCAAUAGUAUUGAUUCUUUAUGAAUUGUUUUCAUAUUUGUUCUUCACCAUCCCAUUGGUUGACAUAGACAAUCAUUACCUUUUGAUACUUAAACAUGUGAUUAUGGAAAGGUAUUUAUUUAAUAUACAUAUAUAUAUGUAUAUAAUUUAUAAUUGUCAGAUCACAAAGCUUUGAUAUUUUUUAAUAGAAAUGUUCUAUAUGAAAGUUUGUUCUCAGGGCUUCAUAUUUAUAUUAACUUUGUAGAGGAUGCAAUACAAUUUGAAAAGCCAGUAAUCAUUUUACUACUGAAACAUUGGUUACUUGGUAUUAAUUUAUGAGACAACCUCCAUAGAGGUAACUCCAGUGAGAGUUCCUUUCUUGUUGAUUGCUAUCUUCUGAGGAAAGGGUCCACAGAAUUUGAUGUAAAAACUAUGAAUGUGAGCAAAAAUAAGAUAACUUGUGACAUGGGUCUAAAUUUUAGAAUUUAUAUGUACAUUGAGAGAAAUGUUUGUAGUCUUGAUAAAGUCUGUACACUAUUAGAUGUGAUCUUAGAUGCCUGAGUUGGGGAGUAUCUAGUAGUACAGUACACUGUAACCACCAAAUUAAGGUACUAAAAACCACCAUAGCAAUGCAUUAUUCUCAUGUCCCACCUCAAAAGAAGACAGCAAGAAGUGUGUUUAAGGUUUUAUGGUUUUUUUCAGUUAUUUUAUCACACAAUUCUAGUUGUGAUGUCUUGAAAUUAUUACUGGAGCAGUUAGAGAAGGACGUGCAAAACAUGGCACCACCCCAGUCCCAUGCCCAUGUCUAGUGCCCCUUGCUUUGUAGUAGUCUUUCGGAUUAAAAUUUCUUUUCACUGACUUCCAAAGUUAAAUGUGAAAAGAUAAUUCCUUAUCUUCUAAAGAAUUGAUUCAGUUGCCUAAAAGAGUUUGGGCCAUUUUAACUCUUUAAAAAUAGACCUUUGGAAGAUUAUUGAUGGGAUUAAAGACCCAGAUAUCCUCUCUAACUGAACCAUAGUCUUCUAAUAGUGAAUUUUACUGGAAUAGCUAUUCUGCUCCAGUGACUCUUGGUUCUAGUAUUCUUGAGUGCUUACAAGAUUGUUAAAACUCUUAUCAGUCUGAAAUUUAAUUUCCCUCUCCCACCCCCAAUUUUUUUUAAUACAAUCAAGGGUGUGCUUGCUACAUAAAAUGGUAAUAGAGUUGCUAUCUAUGAGGAUUUUUCAUCAGAGACUACUAAUUUACUUUGAAAAUGCAGAUUAUACAGUGUGUGUUUCCUUUGCCAAAACUUGUUCUAAUAGUAUCCCAGUCUUAACUAAUAACAAAAAGUUAUAGGUAAUAUUACAUUUACCUCUUUAAUAGUUACCUAACUCCAAAGUCUAAGCACUUAGAAACCAAUGCCUGGCUGAACCUGAAGGAAGAACUUCUGAUAAAUGUAAAUGCAUUAAAUUCCACUUGAAUUUGGUUAUUGUUUUUGUACCAUUGUGGUGUUUGGAAGUUUGGGGGAGAACAAUGUUUAAACAUCUACCAAAUGAAAUGUUAACAGAUGCUGGUGAUGCCUGUAUAUUAUUUUUUUUAAAUGACUGAAUAUUUUGCUGGUUUAAUAAAAUAUAUCAGAAUGUGAUUUGCAGUGACUACAA